Carassius gibelio (silver crucian carp) is the source of this 5097-nucleotide messenger RNA. RefSeq names its product protein ANKUB1-like. The record is from RefSeq and is a predicted model, not a curated record. NCBI's taxonomy places the organism in Eukaryota, Metazoa, Chordata, Actinopteri, Cypriniformes, Cyprinidae. Gene Ontology annotation, molecular function: protein binding. The coding region runs from base 1930 to 3354 and encodes 474 amino acids. The transcript has 4 exons.
UGUUAACUUAGCCACUGUGCUAAAUAAAAACUUUGGAUUGUUUUGGUUAUUUUCAAUGAGUUUGUGUAUAUGCUCUGCCCUAGCAGUUUUAGAGCCUGUCUAUAGCUGGACAUACUGUUUUUCCAUGCAAUUCUAAAAACUUCUAAGUUAGUUUUUCUCCAUUUGCGUUCAAGACUACGAGUUUCUUUCUUGAGAGAGUGAGUAUUACUGUUAUACCAUGGCACAGUACAUUUUUCUUUAACCUUUUUCAAUUUGAUGGGGGCAACAGCUUCUAAUGUAUUAGAGAAAAUAGUGCCCAUGUUGUCAGUAAUUUCUUCUAAUUCAUGUGUAUUUUUGGGUACAAAUCGCAGUUGAGAUAGAUCAGGCAGGUUAUUUGUGAAUCUUUCUUUGGUGGCUGGAACAAUAGUUCUGCCCAGACGGUAUCGCUGAGACAUAUAGUUAAUAUCAGUGAUACGCAGCAUGCACGAUACAAGGAAAUGGUCUGUAAUAUCAUCACUUUGAGGUACAAUAUCUAUAGCAGUAAGAUCGAUUCCAUGCGAUAUAAUUAAAUCUAAUGUAUGAUUAAAAUGAUGAGUGGGCCCGGUGACAUUUUGCUUGACUACAAAAGAGUUUAUUAGGUCAGUAAACGCAAGUCCUAAUGUAUCAUUUGCAUUAUCAAUGUGAAUAUUAAAAUCUCCCAUGAUUAGCGCCUUAUCAACUGUAACUAGAAGCUCUGAAAGGAAAUCUGCAAAUUCUUUUAGGAAUUCUGUAUACGGCCCUGGUGGUCUAUACACAGUAGCCAGAGCAAGAGAUACAUUAGAUUUCUUUUGCAUGUCUGACAGUGUAACAUUUAGCAGAAGUAUUUCAAAUGAGUUAAACCUUUAUCCUGUUUUCUUGGUAACAUUGAGAAUAUCACUUUAUAUUGUUGCAACACCUCCGCCACGACCAGUCUGACGGGGCUCAUGCUUAUAACAGUAGUUUGGUGGAGUAGACUCAUUUAGACCAAAAUAUACUUCUUAUGUACUGGUUAUUUUGCGUAAAUGUUACCUUUACACUCCAAAACAGAACUGUAUCGCUAUAUUGAAGGGUAAUAGGAAAACCAAAGAAACCAAAAAGUUUACUUAUUUUUUCAUUUGAAAUUAAACAUUCAUUUAACUUAAAUUACAUGAAUCCAGCAAGCAUUGCAUGUUUAAAUUUUAUUUUAUUUUAUUUUUAUACAGGUUUGCUUGUGGUAUCAAUCUUGGCCACUAGCUAGCAGUGAACUUUUUCAAACAUUUUUCAUUUUUCACUUUUUUUUUCAUUGUCAUCUUCUAAAACAAACUGAUAUGAAGUACAUAUGCAGGUUUUCUGUUUGUAUCUUGUUUCUCUUGGCAACCUGUAAACUCCAACGCUGAGUCCCAAUACACCUACUUAUACUACGACCUAAAAGUAUGUACUGUUUUUGUGAGGAAAUUGUGCAAGAGUGUGCAUUGAUCUGCACUUCGAAUUCUAACCGGAAAUAGUAGACCAUCCGGGUAUCUGUGAAAUACUCUUUUCAACAUACUACGAUUUGGGACGUACUAAUUCCAGUUUCGCAUACUAUUUAGGACGCAUAGUAUGCGAAUAGUAACUCUCAAGGUCGUUUUAAGAUCAAAUCUUUAAAAUUCACUGCAAGUCAAAGAAGAAGAAAAUAUAUUUCUGUUAGUUUCAAUAAAGGCGAUUCAUUUAAGUUUUCAUGGGUUUCUGCUAGUUAGUGGUUUUAGUAUUGAUCUGAAUACUUGUGUUCUUAAGUGUUCAUUGUCAAAUGUGUUUUCUAACAUAUCACCAUAGGAACUCAACAUAUCCCAGCUGCAAGAUGUCCCAUCACCCCCCUAAAAUACAGCAAUAAAUCUGUGUUGGCCAAAAACAGCUAUAGGUUGCCCAUGUUUUAUUGGGGCUGUUUUACUGAUUCCCAGUUAGACAGUUUUUCUAAUGAUCUUACUGUCUGUCUGUGAACACACAUUGAGUCACAGAGUAACGAUAUCUGGAGCUGGUUAUGCCGGCGCCGCCCUGCAGGACAACUGGAGUGUGUCAGACUUUGGCAUUACCACAGGAAGCACCAUUCGCUGUCAGGUGAAGGAAGUCAGCAAGGCCAUUCUAUUUUUGUUCAGUGCCAUAACAAAGGAGACUCUCCCCAUAAUGGGACCGGUAACCUUACUGAGAUCCUUCGUGUCCAAACUGAAGUCACUGGUGUCCCUGCAGCUCGGUAUUCCUGUCAGUUCCUUCAGACUCUCCACUGGGAGCCGCCUUCAUCUCUAUGACUGUAACCUGCUCAGUGACUAUGCUGUGCAAGCUGUUCUUGAUGCUCUGCGAUGCAGGUUUCAGAAGCGUGUUGCUCUCUAUGUGGCGGCAGCACAUGGACACCUGGACAUGGCCAACUUGCUGAUCAAUGGUGGGGUCAAAGCAGAAGAUCCUGUCGGCUUCCAUCCCUACUGCACAUGGUGCUACCUGAUGGAUCAUCCGGACUCUUUGAAGUGUCCCACGCAUGCAGCAGUCGAGGCUGAGCAACUCCUGGUUUUAAAAUUGUUUGUUAGUAGAAGCAUUGCAAGUCUGGCCUGCUGCGAUCCCAGUGGCAGGAAUCUGCUGCAAAUCGCAAUUCGGCAUAGAUGCAGAGAGUGUGUUACCUAUUUAGCUUCAAAACUUUACAUUACUGUCAACUUUCCUGGGUACUCUCUACCAAUGUACAUCUACCUUCAAAUCAAGACAUGGAUACUCAGGGCUCAAGCAAGAAAACGCCAAUUGUUGGUAAGAAAGCUUGGUGAUCUGGUGCAUGUUGAUGGCUUUCCCAUGCAGAACAAGUCCUCGAAUCUCAGAGGCCGAGCAUUGAGAAGAUAUAUAGAGGUCAAAGAAUCAUCCUGCAACUUCCCAGUGACAUCAUCCUUUGUGGGUCCUUCCUGUGUUUGUCAUCACUCUGCUGCUCCAACUUCCCAGAGUGCAUCGGUAGUGCUGCCACAGCUGCAUCCUCCCCAAACCAUGAAGAGCGCAAUACAACAGCAGAACAUCACUAGAAACAGGGCAUGUGGGAAGAAGAACCCAAAGGAAAUCCUGCCAGCUGAAAAUAGCAAUGGGAGCAUUGGGGCCUGGCACAGUAAAGUUCCCCAUCCCUGUUCUUUUCCAGACAUCAGGCACAGACACUUCCUCAUCAGUAGGUCCUUGACAUCUGACAAGAUACUUGACAUCCCUCAGGAAAACUUUAAACUCCUUAAUGGACGAACUCUUCGGGAGAAUGCCAUUUACUGCUUGGCCAUUGCCAGUUCUUUCACUGAGAAGCUGUCGCUGCAGCAGCUAGCGCUAGCACAGACACUAGCCAGACGCAGCAUCCAAAGCACUCUGAGAGAUGACCUGGAAACCUGCUGACAACCCUUGCACAACAGAUUACACAAUGAAGUCAGAAGCGACUUGUCCAGAGUGUCAAAACAUGUUGUCCAGAUUCUGUCUCUGUGAAGUCUAGUUGUCAAGAAUUGCUAAAAAAAAUUAAAUUAAAAAAAAUCACAAAUCACAAAAAGUCAAGACAACAUACCAGUCAUUGUACAGACAUGACAUGAAACACUUGUUCACCACUAAUGUACUGCAUGGUAAAAUAAGAAAACUUAGAGAUUUAGUAACCAUUGUAUAAUUAAAUUAUAUUUUUAAUUAUAUUAUUACAUGAUUUCUUGUUUGACUAUUGAUCAAGUUAUAGCAAGAGUGAAAUGUGUAACCUUAUGUGUGCUGUAUUUCUUUUCCUCAAGAGUAAUGUCCACAUAUUAUGUGUGUGUAUCCAACCGUAAUGAUAAGACACUCGCCAGUGCUAGAAAGCCUUGAAUUUUAGAUAAGUUCUCUAUGUAUUUGUGUUAGUAUCUUUCUGUACAGGGAGAAGCUCAGACAGUCCCAGGACAAAAACGAUCAACUGCCAGUGUCCAGCGUAUCAGAUAUACGUCUUUGGAGAGUUUAUCUAGGUUUUGGAACCAAUCAGAAUUUUGUUGACUUAUGUAUUGACGCAAUUAGUAUCCUCUGUCAGGGUAUAACUGUGGUUGAUUAUGAGUUGUACGGGGGCGGCCUGCGAACUCCUUCGAGAGUGUUGAAGCUGACUUCUGCUGAUGAAAUUGCAAACUAUUUUCUUCAAGUAAAAUUAUUAUUAUUAAUUGAACUCAUCUCUGACUCCUGGUCUUCAUUGCGACAUAUCUGGUCCUUGGGUUUUAACUGUAAAUUCCCCUACAGUUAAUGGUGGAGGAUCGGCGGGCAAUAGUUUUUUGGUGACAUCCCUGAUCAAUCAUCAAACCAAGGUAGGAAAGAUUUUAGAUUUAAUAUUAUUGGUUAGGGACUGUCUGUAAGUGGAGGGGGUCGAGAGAAGGAGGAACGAUAGACUCACUCAGACGUGAGGGGGUAGACACCAGCUCCAGGGUGGAGUAGGUAAAUUGGUGUCACAAUAUACCUGUAAAUAAGUAAACUUGUGAGUAUAAGGGGUGCAAGUACAUAUCGGUAGGUCUUGAUAUAAGAUAUUUAGAGAUGUGUACAGUUACAGAGGGAACAUGUGCACACCUAUGGGUCUUAGAGAGAGACGUAAAAAUUUGUUUCUAGGUGUGCACAGUCCAGGGGGGGACAAAAACGCAUUCUUAACAGGCAUGUGAACCCGUAAAGGGGAGUGCUGGGUCAAAGCACAGAGAGCCGAAAAGCACGAGAGGCCAUAAAGGGCAGUGCAUUUACGGCCGGGUAAGCCAAAGUAGGGGUAUGGGAAAUCCCGAGAAGAAUUUAAGACGCUAGAUGGGGGUUCUAGUCGUAUCUCGCUCUUCCAACUCUCGAUCACCCACCAUUACAGACGGGGGCGCCCCGAGCUUAGAAAUAGGCCAGGUCAGUGGUUAGGGAAAAGAGUAUCCAAAAUUAGUGUUUAAAAAUAAAUAGUGAUAAUUCAUAUGUGCACCUAUAAAAAUAUAGGGAUAUAUGCAAAGGGAAAGUAUUGAUUGAUCUGGGAUGCCUCAGGAACAACCCCAAAAGAGCUAAAAUGUAGUUUUCAUGACCCUGAUUGGAUUGGACCAGUAUAUGGAAAUUCUGGAAUAUACUUUGCAAUUUCAUCACGCAGAAGUCAAGUGCUGUUGGUAAGAUCGCCGCCUCAAUAUGUUUUUG